Molecule: messenger RNA, 9343 nt
Organism: Conger conger (European conger)
Lineage: Eukaryota; Metazoa; Chordata; Actinopteri; Anguilliformes; Congridae
Gene: abca1a
Product: ATP-binding cassette, sub-family A (ABC1), member 1A
Biological process (GO): lipid transport; transmembrane transport
Cellular component (GO): intracellular membrane-bounded organelle; membrane
Molecular function (GO): ABC-type transporter activity; ATP binding; ATP hydrolysis activity
Source: RefSeq, a predicted model, not a curated record
AGGAGAAAAAAACGGCACUCUUUAUAGCGAGAGCCACAUCGAACAGAGUGGACAAUAACGGACACAGAGGAAGUGAAGAAAAAGGGUUAGUUAUUCUUCACUUUGCCAAAGGACUAUCUAUUUAUGCUCGAAAAGGAAAGAUUCGGAUAUUUCGUGAAAAGUUGAGCGCAGGAGCGAUCCGGGGCGGCUGUGCACCGGCGCCAUGUCUGUCUCUACCCAGCUGGGCCUGCUCCUGUGGAAGAACCUGACCUACAGACGCAGACAAACGAUCCAGUUACUGGUUGAGAUCAUCUGGCCGCUCUUCAUCUUCUUCAUCCUCAUCUCCGUCAGGCUCCACUACCCCCCGUAUGAGCAGCAUGAGUGUCACUUCCCCAACAAGGCCAUGCCCUCUGCGGGCACCCUGCCCUGGGUCCAGGGCAUCAUCUGCAACGCCAACAACCCCUGCUUCCGCAACCCCACGCCCGGGGAGACCCCGGGGGUGGUGGGCAACUUCAACGACUCCAUAAUCUCGCGCCUGUUCCUCGAUGCGAAGAAGAUCCUGCUGUACAGUCAGAGUGACCGGAGUCUGGACGGGUUCAAGGGGCUCGUCCGCGCCCUGAGGAACAUGCAGAAACACACCGCAGGGUUCAAGCUGAAGGACUUUCUCCGCGAUAGCGAGUCCUUGUCGACGUUCCUGGAGCGAAACGCCUCUCUGUCGGAGCACGCAGUGCGCGAGAUCGUCGACGCCGACAUCAACCUGGAGAAGGUGCUGAUCAACGGUUUCGGCGUCCAUCUCAGGGACAUGUGCAACACGACGUCCCUGGAGGACUUUGUGACGAUCUCGGACCGGAGGGUGUCCCUGCGCACGCAGGAGAUCCUCUGCGCCUCGUCGCGGGAGUGGCUGGACCAGGCUGAGGCCCACUUCCUGUCCAACCUGGACUUCCUGAAGCCCAUACGGAAGGACGGCAGUUCUGACCCCAAGGACAUCCAGGCGGUAUCCGUGGCAACAGACCGUCUCCUGGAGAGCCUGGGAUCGCUGGCGGUGGAGCUGGCGGGCAUGCGGAGCUGGCAGGACCUCCGCACGGAGGUGCAGUAUCUGAUGAGGAACAGCAGCGGCUCCCCGGCGCUGGUGUACCAGGCCGUGUCGCGCAUCGUGUGUGGGCACCCGGAGGGCGGCGGCCUGAAGAUCAAAUCCCUCAACUGGUACGAGGACAACAACUACAAGGCCCUGUUCGGCAACCACGGCAACAGCAGCGAGGACGAGCCCGUGUCCGUGUACGACAACUCCUCCACUCCGUACUGUAAUAGCCUGAUGAAGAACAUGGAGUCAAACCCCAUCUCCAGGAUGAUGUGGAGAGCCCUGAAGCCCCUCCUCAUCGGCAAGAUCCUGUACACCCCCGACACCCCCGCCACACAGAGGAUCAUCAAAGAGGUGAACAGGACGUUUCAGAGUGGGGUGCUGCGGGACCUGGGGGGCAUGUGGGAGGAGAUGAAGCCCAAAGUCUGGAGCUUCAUGGAGAAACAUGAGGAGAUGGACCUGGUCAGGACGCUGCUGCAGAACAACGCCAGCGCACGCUUCCUUAACGCCCAGCUCAGCGGCACGCCCUGGCGGGUGCAGGACGUCUCCGGCUUCCUGUCCAAACGCUCGGAGGACCUGCGGCCCCCGGGGGCCGCCUUCACCUGGAGGGACGUCUUCAACGAGACCGACCAGGCCGUGCUCACCAUCUCCCGCUUCAUGGAGUGUGUGAACCUGGAUAAGCUGGAGCCCGUGGCGAACGAGGAGCGGCUGGUGAACAAGUCCAUGCGCCUGCUGGACGACCGGAAGUUCUGGGCUGGGAUCGUGUUCCCGGACAUCCGGUCCAACAGCUCCGAGAUCCCUGCCAACGUCAACUACAAGAUCCGCAUGGACAUCGACAACGUGGAGCGCACCAACAAGAUCAAAGACGGGUACUGGGACCCGGGUCCUCGCGCCGACCCGUUCGAGGACCUGCGGUACAUCUGGGGCGGGUUCUCCUACCUGCAGGACGUGAUCGAGCACGGCAUCAUCCGGGCCGUGACGGGCAGCCGGGAGAAGAUGGGCGUGUACAUCCAGCAGAUGCCCUACCCCUGCUACGUGGAUGACAUAUUCCUGCGGGUGAUGAGCCGCUCCAUGCCCCUCUUCAUGACCCUGGCCUGGAUGUACUCCGUGGCCAUCAUCAUCAAGGGCGUGGUCUACGAGAAGGAGGCGCGGCUGAAGGAGACCAUGAGGAUCAUGGGCUUGAACAACGGCAUCCUGUGGCUGAGCUGGUUCAUCAGCAGCCUCAUCCCGCUGCUCAUCAGCGCCUCCCUCCUGGUGCUCCUCCUCAAGAUGGGUAACCUCCUGCCCUACAGUGACCCCGGCGUGGUGUUCCUGUUCCUGAGCUCGUUCGCGGUGGUGACCAUCAUGCAGUGCUUCCUGAUCAGCACGCUGUUCUCCCGCGCCAACCUGGCGGCGGCGUGCGGCGGGAUCAUCUACUUCACGCUCUACCUGCCCUACGUGCUGUGCGUGGCCUGGCAGGACUACGUGGGCUUCGGGGCCAAAGUCUUCGCUAGCCUGCUGUCCCCGGUGGCGUUUGGCUUCGGGUGUGAGUACUUUGCGCUGUUUGAGGAGCAGGGCGUGGGCAUCCAGUGGAGUAACCUGCUCUCCAGCCCCCUGGAGCAGGACAGCUACAGCCUCACCACCUCCAUCGCCCUCAUGUUCCUGGACGCCUUCCUGUACGGGGUCAUGACCUGGUACAUCGAGGCCGUCUUCCCCGGGAUGUACGGAAUCCCGCGGCGCUGGUACUUCCCCUUCACCAAGUCCUACUGGUGCGGCGAGACCCAGCGCACCGACCUGUCCACCCCGAACGGCAAGCAGGGGAACGCCGACGCCGUGUGCUUUGAGGAGGAGCCCAGCCACAUCCAGCCGGGCGUGUUCAUCCAGGGCCUGGUGAAGGUGUACAGUCACGGGAACAAGCUGGCUGUGGACGGCCUGACGCUGGGCUUCUACGAGGGCCAGAUCACCUCCUUCCUGGGCCACAAUGGGGCGGGGAAGACCACCACCAUGUCGAUCCUGACCGGACUGUUCCCGCCCACCUCCGGCACGGCCUACAUCCUGGGAAAGGACAUCCGGAAGGACCUGAGCACCAUCCGGCAGAGCCUGGGCGUGUGUCCCCAGCACAACGUGCUCUUCAGCAUGCUGACGGUGGAGGAGCACGUGUGGUUCUACGCGCGGCUGAAGGGUCUGUCGGAGGAGGCAGUGAAGGCGGAGAUGGAGCAGAUCGUCUCCGACAUCGGCCUGCCCGAAAAACGCCAGGCCCGCACCAACACGCUGUCCGGGGGGAUGCAGAGGAAGCUGUCUGUGGCUCUGGCUUUCGUCGGAGGGUCAAAGGUCAUCAUCCUGGACGAGCCCACCGCCGGAGUGGACCCCUACUCCCGCCGGGGCAUCUGGGACCUGCUGCUGAAGUAUCGCCAAGGCCGCACCAUCAUCCUCUCCACGCACCACAUGGACGAGGCGGACAUCCUGGGCGACCGCAUCGCCAUCAUCUCCCACGGGAAGCUGUGCUGCGUGGGCUCCUCGCUCUUCCUGAAGAACCAGCUGGGCACCGGCUACUACCUCACCCUGGUGAAGAAGGACCUGGACCUGUCCCUCAGCUCCUGCAGGAACUCCAGCACCACCGUGUCCUUCACCAAGAAGGAGGACAGCGUGUCGGAGAGCAGCUCGGACGCCGGACUGGGCAGCGACCACGAAAGUGACACGACCACCGUCGAUAUAUCGCUCAUCUCCAACGUCAUCUUCAAGCACGUCCCGGCGGCUCGGAUGGUGGAGGACCUGGGCCACGAGCUGACCUACAUCCUGCCCUACGAGUCGGCCAAGGACGGCGCCUUCGUGGAGCUGUUCCACGAGCUGGACGACCGCCUGUCCGACCUGGGCAUCUCCAGCUACGGCAUCUCUGACACCACCCUGGAGGAGAUUUUCCUGAAGGUUGCGGAGGACAAUGGGGUUGAUGCUGAGAUUUCAGACGGCACCAUCCCAGCUCGCAGGAACCGGCGACAUGCUUUUGGAGAUCAUCAGAGCUGCCUGAAGCCCUUUACCGAGGACGACGGCUUCGAUUUCAACGACUCUGAGGGAGACCCAGAAUCGCGGGAGACUGAUUGGCUGGGCGGUGCGGACGGAAAGGGCUCGUACCAGGUGAAGGGGUGGAGCCUAAUCAGGCAGCAGUUUGUGGCUCUGCUGUGGAAGAGACUCCUGUACGCCCGGCGCUCCCGAAAAGGAUUCUUCGCUCAGAUCGUGCUCCCGGCCGUGUUUGUGUGCAUCGCCCUGGUCUUCAGCCUCAUUGUUCCUCCCUUCGGGAAGUACCCCAGCCUGGCCCUGCAGCCCUGGAUGUACGACGAGCAGUUCACCUUCAUCAGCAACGACGCCCCGGAAGAUUCCAGCACGCAGCGGCUGCUGGGCGCCCUGACAGACCGGCCCGGAUUCGGAACGCGGUGCAUGGAAGGAGACCCCAUCCCAGAUUAUCCCUGUGAGGCGGGCGAGGACGCCUGGACCUCCCCGGAGGUGCCGGAGAGCGUGAGGGACAUGUUCCGGUGGGGUAACUGGAGCAUGGAGAACCCGUCUCCUCUCUGCGAGUGCAGCUGUGAGGGCCGCAAGAAGAUGCUCCCGGAGUGUCCCGCCGGAGCGGGGGGCCUGCCACCGCCUCAGAAGAAGCUGAGCUCCAGAGACACCCUCCAGAAUCUGACCGGCAGGAACAUCUCAGACUACCUGGUGAAAACGUACGCGCAGAUCAUCGGUAAAAGUCUGAAGAACAAGAUCUGGGUGAACGAAUUCAGAUACGGAGGGUUCUCAUUGGGUGCCAGGAGCUCCCAGCUCCUCCCCCCUUCUGAUGAGAUCGACGACGCCAUUCUCCAGAUCCGCAGACGCUUCAGCCUGGAGAAGGGUGCUGCGGCCGACCGCUUCCUCGGGAGUCUGUCCACUUUCAUCCAGGGCCUGGACACCAAGAGCAACGUCAAGAUCUGGUUCAAUAACAAGGGCUGGCACAGCAUCGGGGCCUUCCUCAACGUCAUGAACAACGGCAUCCUACGAGCCAACCUGCCCGCCAGCCAGGACCCUGGCAAGUUUGGCAUCACCGCCUUCAACCACCCGCUCAACCUCACCAAGGAGCAGCUGUCCCAGGUCGCACUGAUGACCACCUCCGUGGACGUGCUGGUGUCCAUCUGCGUGAUCUUCGCCAUGUCCUUCGUCCCGGCCAGCUUCGUGGUCUUCCUCAUCCAGGAGCGCGUCAACAAGGCCAAGCACAUGCAGUUCAUCAGCGGCGUGCAGCCUCUCCUGUACUGGCUCGCCAACUUCAUCUGGGACAUGUGUAAUUACAUCGUCCCGGCAACCUUGGUCAUCAUCAUCUUUGUGUGCUUCCAACAAGAGGCCUACGUCUCCUCCAGAAACCUGCCUGUCCUGGCCCUACUACUGCUGCUCUACGGCUGGUCCAUCACCCCGCUGAUGUACCCCGCCUCCUUCUUCUUUAAGAUCCCCAGCACAGCCUACGUGGUGCUGACCAGCGUCAACAUCCUCAUCGGCAUCAACGGCAGCGUGUCCACCUUCGUCCUGGAGCUGUUCGGCAGCAACGAGAUCGGUGGCAUCAACGACAUCCUGAAGAACGUCUUCCUCAUCUUCCCCCACUUCUGCCUGGGACGGGGUCUCAUCGACAUGGUGAAGAACCAGGCCAUGGCCGACGCCCUGGAGAGAUUCGGUGAGAACCGCUUUCAUUCUCCGCUUGCCUGGGACAUGGUGGGGAAGAACCUGUUCGCCAUGGCGGUAGAGGGCGUGGUCUUCUUCAUCAUAACCGUCCUGAUUCAAUACAGAUUCUGCAUCAAGGCCAGGCCCCUGAGCUCCAAGCAGAAGCCCUUGGGGGAGGAGGACGAGGACGUGGCGCGGGAGAGGCAGCGCAUCCUGGGCGGUGGCGGCCACACCGACAUCCUGGAGCUCAAGCAGCUGACCAAGGUGUACAAGAGGAAGCAGAAGCCUGCAGUGGACCGGUUGUGUGUGGGCAUUCCUCGAGGAGAGUGCUUCGGGCUGCUGGGGGUGAACGGCGCGGGGAAGACCAGCACCUUUAAGAUGCUGACCGGAGACUGUGUGGUCACAAGCGGGGAGGCCUACCUGGCCGGCAAGAGCGUGCUGACGGAGAUCGACGAGGUGCACCGGAACAUGGGGUACUGUCCGCAGUUCGACGCCCUCAACGACCUGCUGACGGGCCGGGAACACCUGGAGUUCUACGCCAUCCUGCGGGGCGUCCCGGAAAAGGAAGUGUGCGAGGUGGCAGAUUGGGGCAUCCGGAAGCUGGGCCUGGUGAAGUACGUGGACAAAGCGGCCGGGAGCUACAGCGGCGGGAACAUGCGCAAGCUCUCCACCGCCAUGGCGCUGAUCGGAGGCCCGCCCGUCGUCUUCCUGGACGAGCCCACCACCGGCAUGGACCCCAAGGCCCGCCGCGCCCUGUGGAACUGCAUCCUCAGCGUGAUCAAAGAGGGCCGCUCCGUCGUCCUCACCUCACACAGCAUGGAGGAGUGUGAGGCGCUCUGCACCAGAAUGGCCAUCAUGGUGAACGGCAGGUUCCGUUGCCUGGGCAGCGUGCAGCACCUGAAGAGCAGGUUUGGGGACGGGUACACCAUUAUCCUGCGUGUGUCGGGGCUGGACCCAGACCUGGGCCCGGUGGUGCGCUUCAUCGAGGCGGAGCUCCCGGGCAGCACGCUGAAGGAGAGGCACAGGAACAUGCUGCAGUACCAGCUGCCCUCCUCCCUCACCUCGCUCGCCCGCAUCUUCAGCCUGCUCGCCAACAACAAGGAGCUGCUGCACAUCGAGGACUACUCCGUGUCCCAGACCACCCUCGACCAAGUGUUUGUUAAUUUUGCCAAGGACCAAAGUGACGAGGACCACUUAAAGGACAUGUCAGUGAACAGGAAGGAGGCGGUGGUGGACAUUUCUCAGCUGGACUCCUUCCUGCAGGACGACAAGGCCAAAGAGACCUUUGUGUGAUCCGGACCCCCCCCCCCCCCUUUCCCCACGGCUCCUGCACCGAGCCGGCGUUCCUCCCCCUGUUCUCUCCCUCCUUUUCAAAACGGUUCGGUGAAGCGCGUUCCUGGCGAAGGACAGGACUGCACCCGAUCACAAACUCAAUGCAAAUCAAUGCAAAAAAAAAAAAAACCAACAACACAAACAAAAAUGAAGAAUUCCAGUUUUGUGUUAACGGGGAAGUGCCUGGAGCCUCUCGGGGAAGCAAGCGGCACGCCGAACGCGUUUUUGUGUCCCCGUAGCGAUACUGUCUUGGGGGCUGUGUCAGCGCACUUCCAGCCUCCUGCUGCCAAUCAGGGCCUUUUCCUCUGUUUUCUGCAGAAGUGCAGAGUUCGAUGUCGACGAAACGAAAGCAAUCAUUCUCACGGAGGCUCGCGGUGAACAGCCAAACCACAGAAGAAGAUCUCGACUUUUAUUUUGAAAACAGUUAUUUUAAAUACGGAACUUUCUAUUGCUUUAGCAAUUUCAGACGUGUCAUAAUUUCUGCCAUUUUGUGACCAGUACACUGCCUGACAUCAUGAGAUUGGGGCUUUUAUUUUGACACUCCAAUCAGAAAGUGCAGGAAGUGCACCAUGGAUACGUACUGGACCGACAAAAAGACAUUUUUAGAUAUUUUAUAUAUUUUUAUGCGUCAGGGUGUUGAUAUUCUGGCAACAAACACCUCACCAGCCAACAGAGCCCUGACAUUCAGAUGAAUGGUCUCUGAUUAGAUGGUUCUCGAUCAGAAAGAAAAUGAAAUAUAUGUGGUUGAGCAUAAAAAAAAAUGAGAAUACUGUUUUGUAAACUUGUUACGGCGUAGUGUUCUGCUCUGUGGAAGUGUUUUGGAGAGUAGAUGCAUGCAUUUUGCGUCCGCACGAAACCCUGCUCACGGAGACCUGUGGGGCAGUGCGUCUGGUAUCCCAGAAUUCUAUGCUUGUGUUUUUAUUGCACUGUUCUGGUGACAGUUUUAGUCGUGAGGGACGAUCCUCUUGGUGGAAAUACUGUUUUUAUACUUGUGACAUGUUUUCAUUUAGCCUUCAUCAUCACCACGGAAACGGAGUCACGUGACCGGGGCGUGCCCUCACGCGUGGACAGUGGGCGUUGCGGCGCAGUGUUUAGCUCUUGCCACAAGGGGGCGCAGAGAGCUGCUGCUGACAAAUCAAAGAUGUCUCCUCUCAGGGAUCUCAAACUCUGGUCCCACAGGGUGUUCCUGUGCCGAGGUGCUCCGAUUAAGCCACUGAUCAGACAAAGAGCGCACUCACCCUGUCCCCUAAAGGCCUAACCGGCUACUGACUGCGCACAGCGCCCCCUCCAGGACUGGAGUUAAACCUGCAGACACAGCGCCCCCUCCAGGACUGGAGUUAAACCUGCAGACACAGCGCCCCCUCCAGGCCUGGAGUUAAACCUGCAGACACAGCGCCCCCUCCAGGCCUGGAGUUAAACCUGCAGACACAGCGCCCCCUCCAGGCCUGGAGUUAAACCUGCAGACACUGCCCCCCCUCCAGGCCUGGAGUUAAACCUGCACACUCUGCUGCCAUAGAGGCCUAGAGUUUGAGACCCUUGUAUUAAGUGUUGGGUGUGUCUGUCAGUCACAUCCAGGUCUGUGCUCUCAAACGGCCUGCCACCAUUUUAAUUUUCAACCAGUCGACAAAUCAGAUGCAGGGAGGUGCUCCAGGGUAUUCCUGAUAAGAGUUACUGUGUGGUUCUGCAGGGCCAGAAAUUCCCAAAUAAUGUGUCUGUACAAAGGAGAUGGUGGAGGUGUAGAAGGUGUAGGCUGUCCUACAGGUGUAGACGAAAGCAGGCGAGCCUCCCGUGUUACAUAUGAAAUGCAUACAGGCACAUGCGUGUGCUGAGACGCAUGUGUGUGAAAUACCGCCUGAUCCUGCAUGGUGUUAGCGUUCAGGCUGUGACGCCAGGCUCUUCCGACAGGGGGCGCCACAGGGCUGAGAGCAGGCGAGGCAGAGUGACUGACUGAGCCAAACAGAAUAAAGCUCGCUUCCCAUUGGUCAGGAUGGGGAGGGGGCGGGGGCAGUGCCACACGAUCGUUCAUUCCGAGCACUUUAAAGACCAAUCGCCACCGGGUUCCUUCAUUUGCACAAGGAGAACUUGCAGGAUCAGAUAGACAGACAGACAACACCUUAUUUUUUUUGUUGUUUGAAAAAAAAAAAAAAAAAAGUACAAAAAUAUUUUAAUAACUUAUGUCCUACCAUUGGUCAAUAUUUCUUGUUUAGUAUUGUCUGUUUACAUUUUAAGUAUUAAAAUGUCUGUGAGUCUGAUACUUGUCCUGUACAGUACUUAUUUACAGAAAUAAAACUUGUGAAAUUUUCA